AUGCGCCAGGCUUACCUCUGGGGUCCGGAUCCUGGCACUGGCCGAGAUUGGUCAUCCGAUAGACUCCGUGAAGUGCUAAAGCGAGAAACCACUAUUGGGCUUAAUGGUCAAGCUAUUCAUUUGAACGCUUACCGGGAUAUUGCUAUUGGCAUUAGCCGUCGCUUCAUACGGCUAUCUAGCGUAUUUCCCAAUAAUACGCAGCAGGACGUGCGAGCCGAGGCUUCACAAGAGGAUGACGAAGAGGGCAUGAAUGCUAAGCAAUGGAUAGGUCACAUUGCUGACCUCCAGGCGGCCUAUUCAUCGCACGUUGCCGGCAUGAUCUACGGUCGUGGCAUCACUGAGCAGCCCGGCUUUGUGUCCACGGAUAACGGGGGUGCCGAGAGUCGUACGGAGCGUCGGUGGCAAUUGACGCAGGCAGCCAUAGAGCCGGAGAUACAGCGCAUGAUGGGUAAUAGCGAGCUACGCCUCCGAGGGGUGCAAGCACCAGCAUUGGAAGCUAUUCAGCAAGGCCAGAGCCCGGUGGUGGCCGUUAUGCCAACCGGGGGUGGAAAAAGCUUACUUUUCAUGCUUCCCGCGUGGAUCAGCCCCCGUGGGGUCACGGUGGUGGUAGUGCCAUUAAUUGCAUUACGGGGUGACAUAGUGCAUCGAUGCCGGCAGCUCGGCAUUUCAUGCGUGGCGUGGGAGAGCCGUCGGCCGGCAGACCAGGCAUCCAUUGUGCUAGUGACGCCAGAGUCAGCUAUUACGGAGGAUUUCAUGACAUUUUUGAACCGCCAGCGGCUAUGUCAUCGGUUAGAUCGCAUUGUGAUCGAUAAAUGCCACGUCGUAUUAAACGAUCAGACCAAUUUCAGGCCCGCCAUGGCUCAAUUAGGUCGAUUGCUCGUGGCUCAGGCUCAGAUGAUAUAUUUGACUGCCACGCUGCCACCGACGGCCGAAAACCAGCUAUUUCAACGUCUACGCACGUCGCGAGAGAAGGUCCAUUUAUUUCGGUCACGCACCCAUCGCAUGAAUGUCGCGUACCGGCUAUGGCAGCCCACGGUGCCGAACCAAUACGCCAAUAGCUACCAUUGGGCCGGCCGAGUGGUCAUUUACGGGCCCACCACUAAGGCUAUUGACAAACUAGCCCAGUUAGUCGAAUGUGAGGCAUAUCAUAGUAAGACGAUCGAUCGCAGUGGCGUACUGGCCCGUUUCCAGGCCGAUACCACGGGGGUAGUGGCCGCUACUACUACACUUGGUAUGGGUGUCGAUAUACCCAAUAUUCGUAGUAUUAUUCACAUUGGGUUACCACGCAGCUUAUUGGACUACGCGCAAGAGAGCGGCCGUGCUGGCCGAGACGGGCGUCGCAGUGAGGCUAUUAUUGUUCAACCCCACGGGUUUUUACGGCCGAAAUGGGACCCAAUUCAUGAAGACCCCGUGAAAGCACAGGCGGAGCAAUACCGGCUAGACCGAUAUAUAUCUCCAGACUGCCGACGCGUCAUACUUAACGAGUAUUUAGAUAGCUACCAACGGCAAUACUGUAGAGAAUCUGAUGAUACAGAGCAGCGCUGCGAUAGGUGUGACGAGCAUUGGCAGGCAAAUGAAGAGGUAGUAAGUGAGCUAGCAAGUGAGCUAGGAAGUGAGGCGGCACGUCAGCUAGGAAGUGAGCCGGCACGUCAGCUAGCAAGUGAGCCAGCACGUCAGCUAGCAAGUGAGCCAGCACGUCAGCUAGCAAGUGAGCCAGCACGUCAGCUAGCAAGUGAGCCAGCACGUCAGCUAGCCAGUGAGGCGGCAAGUCAGCUAGGA
Messenger RNA from Penicillium arizonense, 1779 nucleotides. RefSeq lists its product as uncharacterized. NCBI's taxonomy places the organism in Eukaryota, Fungi, Ascomycota, Eurotiomycetes, Eurotiales, Aspergillaceae. Gene Ontology annotation, molecular function: nucleic acid binding; ATP binding; four-way junction helicase activity. The record is from RefSeq and is a predicted model, not a curated record. The transcript has 4 exons. Gene Ontology annotation, cellular component: cytoplasm; chromosome. The annotation marks the transcript as partial. Gene Ontology annotation, biological process: double-strand break repair via homologous recombination.